Messenger RNA from Trichechus manatus latirostris (Florida manatee), 963 nucleotides. Its product is annotated as olfactory receptor 4F6-like. Gene Ontology annotation, molecular function: olfactory receptor activity; G protein-coupled receptor activity. Lineage: Eukaryota; Metazoa; Chordata; Mammalia; Sirenia; Trichechidae. The record is from RefSeq and is a predicted model, not a curated record. Gene Ontology annotation, cellular component: plasma membrane. The transcript has a single exon. Gene Ontology annotation, biological process: G protein-coupled receptor signaling pathway.
AAAGUGAACGAGACCAUGAGGGAAGAAAAUCACUCAGUGGUGUCUGAGUUUGUGUUGGUGGGACUCACCAGUUCUUUGGAGAUACAACUUGUCCUCUUUCUAGUUUUCUCUGUGUUCUAUGUAGCAGGUAUUUUAGGAAACCUCCUCAUUGUGCUCACAGUGAUGUCUGACUUCCACUUGCACUCCCCCAUGUACUUCUUGCUGGCCAACCUCUCCUUUAUUGACAUGUGGGUUUCCUCCAGUGCAGCUCCAAAGAUGAUUUCUGAUGUUUUCAAGGAGAGAAAAGUAAUCUCUUUCCAAGGCUGCAUUGCUCAAAUAUUCUUCAUUCAUGUUAUUGGAGGAACUGAGAUGGUGCUGCUUGUAAUCAUGGCGCUUGACUGAUAUGUUGCUAUAUGUAGGCCUCUCCACUACGUGACCAUCAUGAACUUCCAUACUUGUAUUUUACUCUUGGUGGCUGCCUGGAUCAUUGGAAUCAUCCACUCGCUGAUCCAACUAGUAUUUGCUGUAAAUCUACCAUUCUGUGACCACGAUGAAGUGGACAGCUUUUACUGUGAUCUUCCUCGAUUUAUUAAGCUUGCCUGCACAGACACCUACAGAUUGGAGCUCACGGUAUCUGCCAAUAGUGGGUUCAUCUCGUUGGGAACUUUUUUCCUUUUGAUUAUCUCCUACAUGUUCAUCUGGAUCACUGUUUGGCAACAUUCUUCCAGUGGCUUGUCUAAGGCCGUGUCUACACUGUCAGCUCACAUCACAGUGGUGGUCUUAUUUUUUGGUCCGUGCAUCUUUGCGUAUUUGUGGCCAUUUCCCACGGUGCCAGUGGAUAAAUUCCUUGCCAUUUUUGGUGUAUUUAUCACCCCAUUUAUGAACCCUGUCAUCUACACUUUUAGGAACAAAGAGAUGAAGGUGGCAAUGAGGAGACUAUUAAGCCAGAUCUUGAGUUUUAGGAGGCUGUUUUAAAUGAUAUUG